AAUAUCUACGAAGAAAGAAAGAAGACGACGAAGGAAGACGUUUUAUUUGAAUGGAAGCACCUACCUGUUUCUUCGAGUAAAACAAUCUUGCUGCUCCUCCGCAAACGGGACAACAGGCACCAGGAGGAGUGACCCCGAUGCAGUAUGGUUCUACCAAGGAAGGACAUUGUAUAGCAUCACCGCAACGAGGUUUUGCUUGAUCUCCUAUGAGACCGACGGCAACGCAGGGACCUUCGUAAUCUACGAGAAUUCUCUCGGCCCAAGCCGCACAUUCAUUGACGUAAACCUCGCCGUUGAUGCCGCACACCGGACCUCUUAGACUACAACCCUUCAAACAAGGUCCUCUGUAGCUCAAAGUGGCUCCAGCUCGAAUCAUGGCACAGACAGAAGGAUACUGUCGAUUCUCGCGAUCACAGACCGGUCCGCUGGACUCGUCACGCGGAUUACAAUCUAUCGGCAUGCAUUCGUAUUGCCUACAUAUUUUGUGCAAGCGCGACAAGCAGACUUUAGGUUUGCGAAUGCAUUUCUCCGUGCUUUUGCAAGGAUUAGGCGUGCAAGGAUCCCUACUGGAACAGCUGCCAAACUCCACCUCGGUAGCUGAUAGUUCGGCACACUUCGCCAGACAGGCGGAUGCGAAGGUAAAGCCCAAUCUACCGCAAACUGGGACAUAAUGAGCCGGACAGUCGCAGGGCAAGGAUGGCGCACGCAAUUCGCCGCAGCUCUUCUUGGAACACGUAAACUCGCCCUCGAAGCAGUGACAAGGAUUACACUCGAGAUAAAAAUUAGUCUUGUGCUGAAUAAACCGAUCGUGCACCCAGCAGGACUUGAAAUUAAAGCAGUUAGGCGUGCGACACUUCUCCAGACCGCGCGCCGUACAUUGGCAGAUAUUCAAGCAGCCCUGCUGAUCAGUUCGAGGAAUUUGGAUCCAGGAUCCGACUGGCACUAAUUGCUUCGACAUUUCGCCAAGGGAGCAAGCCGGCACGCAGAUUGUGGAGCCAUCCGUUAGAAGAACGCAGAGUUGACCCUGUGGGCAAUGAUUCCGCUUGCACGGCGUCGUAAUGUCCUCCUCAGGAUGAAUCACCGUUUCAUCGUCCUGCGGAUCGUCCAGAUAUGGUUUCAACGAAACGCACGGCGCGUCCGGUCUACCCGCGAUAGUUUAGCACACAAGGUAGCAGCCGUGUGUGGUCCCGUGAUUGCAGCCCAAUCUACACAGCUCGCCAUUAACUCCAAGCAAUCCUCGCGGCAGAGUCGCGUUUCGUGGAUUCUAGUCUCACAAGGUCGCAACUGCAGAAGACAAGCCGCCGUGCGUAAAGUCUCCGCUGGACAAGAAGCCGCCACGCGCACAGCCUUAAUCGCGUCAUCUAUACCUGAAGAGAGUAGUAGGUCUAUCAUUGAAUCGCGCGCAGUAAGACAAUCCGGAACAACCCAUCUCGCAAGAAUCGUCCGCAUCCUCGAGGCAUCUCCUCAAGUCACCCUCUAAACUGGACGAGAGGCACAACGCAUCCAACUGAACCCAGGCGGAUUCCCAAUCAGCCUGAAAGGCCCGCCAGCAUAAAUUUUGGCAGAAUUGAGUGGCUUCCGAAAUUCGAAAUGCGGAAUGGUGCAUUAACGGUCAUUAAAAAUCAAGGACAUGAAUGCAACGCGCGGGCCCCGCGAUUUCCUGCUGCCUGUUACUGAAUGACAAUCGUCUCCAGAGCCAGAUAUCGUGUGUAAUCCUCAUUCCGGAUUCAAUCGGUGCCUUCCGCGAGGACAUGCCGGAUCCACUCGGUAUGAUCAUCACGGCUAAGAGUUACGACCAUCCAUCAACAUGCGGUGGGUCCUGACAGGGCCUGAUGAUACGCCCAUAGUCAAAGGUCACGUUUACGAAUUAUGGCCGGAGGAAGAAAGUGCUCAUCAGUAGUCAAGCAAGACGAUCCGGAGAGACGACUUUCUCAAAGUUUUUCUGCACCUCGCGUUGUCGUGUCUCACAUCUCAAAUAAGCAACGGUGUUAUGAUCGCGUAAAACUAACAUCAAAGUCAUACAUUACAACUUUCCCGCGAGUCUUGGCAAUAAAAUAUGGACAACAUAUUCUCAUACGUUAUUUCGCAAUCAGAAAAUAACAAAAGAGCACCCAAUACACAUCCUUCCUCCUCGAAUAAACUGCACAGAGACACGAUAUCAUUGAUAACACGCGGUCCAUGUUCAACGCGUCAAUUCGUAAUAUUUGCGUAUGAAUGAACCCGCGGGGCGCCCCGAAGGGGUCGGCGUAAAUCUCGCAGCGGGCCCCCGAUGUCUCCGAUAUUAUCUUCGAAGACGAGGCUCACCUCUCUAAAGAAGCUGCAGGGAGACGCACCCCACAUCGAGAAACCCCUCAUCGAAGGAAGCGACCUGAGAGGGUCUUCUCAAGAUUAAAGAAAAAACUCAAGAGUGCAGUAUGUUGUGCUUAUUUAAAAUGCAUACCUUAGAGCACACAUUCCGACAAGAUCCAGCAGCAAGCGAACAGCAUGGUAUUUCUACAACAGAAACAGAAGAUGGAUAUUAGUUUUGUAUGUCGAAACAGAACAUAUGGAAACUAUAGUCCAGUGUUAAACGGACACAUUGCCCAAGAUUUUCUCUCUUCGGCUGUCGUCCGACACAAAACAGACGCAUGUCCUGCGUUACGUCAGAAUAAGAGGGAUAGAGAAGAAGAAAAAGAAUCUUUUUUCAAGGGUCUACAUACUGGGGAGAAUCGUGUGCGCUCUACAUUCAAAUCUAUCGAAGAAAAGGAGGAGCAGAGAAGAAAAUUGAACCCGUUUUUAAGACGACUACUGGACUACCUGGGAAAGGAUCGCGAGAUUGAAAAAGAAUCGCAACAUUUAAGAGAUGGGAGGAGCGAAAACGGAAAAAGAGAGGGAAAGAGGAAUAAACAGUUCGUUGAACGUAUUCAGCGGCGAUCGUCGACCGCAUGUCAAUGAGGGCAAGCUGAAAAGUCAGCAAAUCGAACAUCGUCGUGCAACCAUCGUGAAAAAUCGCAUUUACCGUGCAAAUUUGUCGCGAACGGAAUCCCGAGCGCUCGCAUCUGCAUUCGCGAUACGUCGGUCGGUCGGUCGGUCGUUUGUACGAUGCCGCGACACGUUCGCGAUCGCUCGAAUAAUAAUAAAAGGUCGCAAUCCGUGAUGUCAAUCGCAUUGUCCGUACAACGGCACCAACCUGCGUGAUUCGCGUUGCAUUCUGCAAUUUGCAAUAAUGCGCACCGCGGCAUUUUCCUUUACGCGCCGAUCUGUCAUUACAGAAAGCUCGGGGACAAUGCGACCGAGCAGAUUAGAGGAAUUGGAAUGUGCGAUAAUGAACAAUGCUGUUCUCGGUAUCGCAGAUUAGCGCGCAAUAUAUACAUUUUUCAGUAUCGUUUUAUUAAUAAUACAUAAAAAAUUGACACUAUGCGUACUGCACUUUGACAAUGUAUCUUAUAUACAUACCGUCAUAAUUAUAACGUUAUGCGAUCGAUAGUUUCGCCGAUACCGCGUGUUGGGAUUCUCACAGAACAGAACAGAGUCACCCUCGCGAGAGACCACAUCGGCGUUACCGACAGCGUGUUUUAAAAGGGUGCCGAGCGGCGCUGAUGGUAGCGUCGUCGGGGGUGGUUGCGACGAUGGUGGCGGGCACUCUCUGCGCGCCAGGCAGAGGUGGUGAGCCGUAAAAUCGUCCGGACGGAGGAGCGACUGCGGCGGUUGUGCCAUAUGGAGCCGAACGACCGGGCGACGUGUUAGGCAAUCGGCGGUCCCGCGAUUCCGCGGGACGAGCGCGAGGGCCUACCACGAGGAGAGCGCGAAUGUUCAUCGAUCCGACGAGUUGGGUGAGCAGGAGAGAGUGAGCCGCGCCGUCGAAGAAAGAAAGGAAGGAAGGAAGGAAGGAAGUCAGCCAGCGAGCCAGCCAGGCCAGGCGAACGAUCGGCUUCCGAGUGCACGCGUACUCGUCGGCACGAGGGAUCCAGAAAUGGGUCAACCCGACCCAGCGGCGGCCGUUUUCUCGCCACUCGGUGGCCUAGUUUCAUCGGGGGCGAGCAAAUAAAAAGAAUCGCGACGCCCCCUGCCCACCUCCUGCCCACGUCGUCGCGACGUUACAUGCGUUUCGUCGUCAUCAUCGUCGUCGACAACGCAGCUGAUCGCGGAACCGUCUGCUCUCCGUCGCGGGAAAGAAUUAUGGAUUCUCUCGGACUUCCUGCUGGCCUUCGACUGGCGUGUGUCCAUCGAUUAAUUCGCCGCCCCGACGUCGCGAUACGGCAUUAGACACGGCUGAUAGCCGGAGUCGCUGCGGGGGUGAAAUCGCCGAGGAGAUUUGGAAGACCAUUAUCCCUCGGACACGCUGAAAAAUGGCAUCCAACAAACCACCUGAGAUGAACUACACGUGCGAGAUAUGCGGUCUGGAAGGCUUCAACGAUGAGGAGAUGCGUUCGCAUAUGGUGCAGUAUCAUCUCCAGGGCGCUGCCAACUGCCCGUUCUGUGAUCUGGGUGAGAUCUCGCCUACGGAGAUGCUGGUCCACGUCAACAGCGCUCACCUGGACUACCUGACUCCGAGUACCCCGGAGAACGAUAUGAUGGCAUUCAUCGACGACGACUCGCUGAUGGACGAGCACAACAGGCGGGACGAAUGUCGAGCGUCCUCGCCGUCCAUGUCUCUGCGACCACCUCAUCUGCAGAAUGGCUGGGGCAGUUCUCUGGGGCAGCGUGUCAAGCAACAGCAGCAGCAAAUGCCGCCGAGAAAGCCGGACGUUCAAAUAACAAAUCCCAAUGUGAAUAAUAAUAACAACAAUAACAACAGUAACAAUGCCAAUGCCGUGCUGGAAGGUGCAGCUGGUCAAGGUUCACCGCUGCGUUCAGGCCUAAAUUUGCAACUGCGCUCGCACGCUUCCCCAAAACUUCCAGUGCAGGAGUGCCCAAUGUGCCCCUACAGUUCCGACAGUCCACUGAGACUAGAAGAGCAUAUCAAUCGCCAACACUUUGAUCUCACCUCGCCGUCCUUCCCACCAGAAUCUCCGCCGUCUCGUGAUGGAAUCUUCAACUGCCCGCUUUGUGUUACGUCUUUUCCGAAUUCUUCUGAUCUUGAGUUACACGUUAAUAUUGAGCACAAGGAUAUACUUAGUCCUGCAAAUGGAACAACCUCACAAUCCGAUACAGCUACCAUCAGUAGUGAUUCAACACCUGCCUGCCCUGUAUGUCUUAGUACAUUAUUUAAAAAUAAUGACGACCUAAUGGCACACAUCGAUGAACACUUUAGCAAGAAGAGCACACCAUCGCCUGUGACACCAGACGUGUCGACCGAUAGAAUGCUAGCGAAAGACAUGGAAAGAAGGGAGAAGGAGGUGAGAAAACUGCGCGAACAACGCGAGUUUGAGAUGCUGAGAGCACAAUAUGGCAUGGACAAUCAGGGUAACUUCAGAGAACAGAGCGUCACUAAUAUGCAGCGGGCUGUAUAUGCGGGCGAAAUGACGGUGGCCGAUUUUUUUGAGAGGCAAAUCGAGCUCAGGGCCGCCGAGAGUAGCGGCAUUGACGAUGGCAGUUCUUGUACACGCGGGCUGGUUCCGAAAGUACGAGCCAUUAGUCAAGCUUGCAGUAACGUAGUGAAUACCUGGAUGUGUUCCACUGUGGACCAUUACGCGUCGACUUACGGCGACAAAGGCUGGGGUUGCGGUUAUAGAAAUAUGCAGAUGCUAAUCUCAUCUCUCUUGCAGCACACAGGGUAUAACGAGCUAGUUUACAAAGCGUGGAGCUCUGGUGCCGGUGGCAAUAGCUCCACGGAAAAUCCCUUGCGCAGCUCCAUGCCGUCAAUUUCAAGAUUACAAAAGAUGAUUGAAUGGGCGUGGGCUCAGGGCUUCGAUAUACAGGGUGCGGAGCAACUUGGUGGUAAACUUGUUAAUACUAGAAAAUGGAUCGGUGCGACGGAAGUAUUCACGUUGCUGUCUAGUUUGAGGAUAAAGUGUCAACUGGUGGACUUUCAUAGACCUACUAGCUCUGACGGUAGUCAUCCUGAAUUGUUCAAUUGGGUCUUGCAGUACUUUCAACGAUGCGAGGACUUUAAGCCACCUCUUUAUCUUCAACAUCAAGGACAUAGCAGAACGAUAAUGGGUGUGGAACAAUUGAGGGACGGUUCAAUAACCAUGUUGGUACUGGAUCCGAGUCACAGUCCGCCGCAAAUGACACAUUUCAAUAGCACGAGUAGCGCACCCGGUGCGAUGAGACUAGUACGGAAGUCUACCGCGUCAAUGAAAGCUAGACAGUACCAAGUUGUGGCUGUAAUCGGUACUAUGGAUACGGAAGCGCAGUAUCAACAAAGUAAAGUAUUACGAUCAAUGCGUGUUCCUCAAGACAGGUGAGAGUUGCUGGUUCGAGAAGCAGUCGAACCUCGGGUGAAGACUAUAGACUACUGCCUCAAACCAAUCUUAUCCGAUAUCCUUGAAGUUACGUGACCGUGAUGUCCUAUGUUCUUCUAUCGCUAGCAGACUUAUUCCAUUGUAGUAGUUGCAGAUCGUAUUUAUUUAACAAUAUAUUCUUGCAUCUCUCUCUAAUCAUUAAUAAUGGACUAAUUCCUUGAAUCGUUGUGUCUGCGCAAAGUCUGCAGCACGGCGGACAGUUUCGCGGAGCCGACAUUUAAAUAUCAAAAAAGCUCUUUGCGAUGCGCCGCUGUUCUAGCAUGCAAUUUUUUCCCCCCCAAAAAAAAUACGGAGAAAGUCCUUAUCUUUAAUAAAUUUUGCCAUAUUAUGCGCGAUAAUGUGAUAAUCCAUGGAGUUAUCAUAAUCGCGACGGCGAAAGGUUUGAGAGGAAAGAUAAGUGCUAAAUCAAUCGUCAUUUCUUGUCCAAAAUGUUCUGCUCAAUUUUCGUCGCACCGAACAGGCUGUGCUAAUCUUUAGUCGACCAAUCGGUUGCACCAUCGAAAAAAUCGUGGCAGAGCUUGAAAAAAAACGAGAUUUUCGUAGCUGUGAUGCUGUUAUCAAUACGACGCUGAUCAUUCAUAGACAUCUAACGAGAGACACUCUUGAAAACGCUCCAGAAUCAAUGCGGUGUUCCCAGCACUUGUCUCGUUCUAUAUUCUACAAUUUGUAACAAAGAUUUCCAUCAAAGUGUUGUCGACUUUUAUAGUCAAUAGAAAAAGUGCCGAGAGCCGUAUGGUAUAUAUACUACCUUGCGACAAGUUUUAUAUAAUACAAUACGAAAGAUAUUCUUUGACGCAUUUUGAUUGCUAAAAACGCUUCUAUGAAAGAAUCUGGAGUGUCUGCAAAAGUGUGUGACUAAGUCGCAUUUCCAUAUAUAUUCUAUAUUAUAUACUAACAUACACACACAUCACACAAAUGCACACUCUUCGUUAUAUCGUAUUUCACCACUUUGCCCACACACACAUAAAGUACAACUACUUUCAUAUUAAUUAUAAAUAUUCUAUUUAAUUAUCCAAUCGAACUUUAGGCUACUUGUCUUAGCUCGUAAGUCCAAACGCAACGCUGUGAAUGAGAGGAUAGAUGAACAAAAAGUCCAUUUACUUGUUAUUUAUAUUAUACACUUUACGAUUUAUGUGACUUAGUGAAUUAUUAUCAUUAUAUUACUCUUAUCAUAUUUCAUAAAUUA
Messenger RNA from Nylanderia fulva, 7572 nucleotides. The record is from RefSeq and is a predicted model, not a curated record. NCBI's taxonomy places the organism in Eukaryota, Metazoa, Arthropoda, Insecta, Hymenoptera, Formicidae.